This is a messenger RNA of Aplysia californica (California sea hare), 3466 nucleotides long. Its product is annotated as cyclin-dependent kinase 11B. Gene Ontology annotation, molecular function: ATP binding; cyclin-dependent protein serine/threonine kinase activity. Gene Ontology annotation, cellular component: nucleus. Gene Ontology annotation, biological process: regulation of mitotic cell cycle; protein phosphorylation. The record is from RefSeq and is a predicted model, not a curated record. NCBI's taxonomy places the organism in Eukaryota, Metazoa, Mollusca, Gastropoda, Aplysiida, Aplysiidae.
UAAUCUGGGAGAAGAAAAGCUGUGUUGUAUAAAUCUACAUCCGGUUGGUUGGUUAUGCAUGCUGUGCGACGCUUUUGACAACACUUGCUUACUUUCACUAUCGUUGUAUCUCCGAUUUAAACAAAAACUGAAAGUAGGCUGUCCUUAAGCCUGGCCAUGUCAGAUUCCAGGGCAAAGCGGAGCCCUUAUGAGCAAGGGGAGCUGAAGCCCAGCCCUGAGGUGGUGAAGAAGAAAAAGUCCAGCAAAAAGAGCAAAAAAUCCCACAAGCUUCCUCCUGAGGCAAAGGUCCAUGUAAGAAAUGAUGAUGACGACGAUGUACAAAUCAUAGAAGCAGGUGACCAUGGGGAGGAGGAGGGGGGAAGCCUGACCAUCAAACCUCCUCAGGCGCACCCCAUGAGGCAGAAAGAGCGCAGCCACAAGCACAAAAAGGAGAAACACAGGAGUCGGGACCACAGCAUACCCAAGGAGAGGGUCAGACAAGAAAAAGCAGCAGCCUUUCAACAAAGAGGUUGGAAGUCCAAGGAACCGAACCCUCCACAGAGAGAUGCACGGGAAAUUGUGCGGGAGAGGAAGAAGGAGAGAGCCCUAAAAGAGAAGGAGAUUGCCAGGGAGAUGAAAGAGAGGGAGGCGAGAAAGAGAGAAGAAUCUAUUAAAGAAAGUACAGAAGUACUUUUACACAGGGAAAGACUGGAACGGAUGGAACUGGAAAGAAGGAGGGACAGACAAAUGAGGGAGGAGAAAGUCAUAGAAAAGCAGCCACAACCAAGACCAAUGAAGAGAAAAGAAGAGAGAGGACAUUAUCCUGACAGCAGACGUGAGAAGAUGAGGAAGGAAGAUAAAAUGCAGGGGGACCACCGAAGCAGAAGUCGUGACAUGUCUCGAGAGCAGGGGCAAGGUCGACAUUUCCCUCCCCCACCCAGGCUUCAGGAGGACAAAGGUCAGUGGGUGUAUGAGCUUGUUUCUGGUGCGAGUGAAAUUUUAGAAGUUGACAUAAGGGUGGAAAAAUCAUGGAGGUCUCUGUUUAAGAAAGAGUCCAAAAGGAGGCUGUCUCGAUCGCCGUCCCAGUCCCCAAGGUCAGAAGAGGAAAGACUCCGGCCUGGCUCUGAUCAGGAUACCAGGAUGGUGGUUGUGGAGGAUAAAGAUGAUGGCGUCUCUGACAAAUCCUUUGAAGAAAUGCCUGAGCGCAAGAGAGGGUCAGAGGUCAGCUCGUCUGGGAAAGGAGAUGUCCAGGAGGCUGAGGCUGACGAUGAGGAUGAUGGGGAGGAGGAGGAGAGUGAUGACUCAGACUCGGAUUCAGAUGAUUCGGAUUCAGACAGCAGCAGUGGAGAGGAGGAAGAGAGCAGCGAGGAAGAAGAGGAGGAAGAAGCUGAAGACAGAGAAGACAGCCCUGGGAAAAAUCUGGCAGAUGUCUUUAAAGAGGAUGCCAAGAUGGAGGAGACGUCUUCAGGCAAAGUGCGAUCCAAAUUUGACGAUCACUCAGACGUGGAAAGCAUUGGAGGUCGCUCUGACCGCAGCCAAUCAGACGAUUACAUGCCUGAGUCUCCGGAACUUUCUGACGUCGAGAUGAAGCCCGAGGAUAUGUUGCCACCCUAUCUGCCGGCCAUACAGGAGAUUGUGGUGGGCAGCAACAUGGACAAAAUCUACAUCGUGAUGGACUUUGUGGAGCACGACCUCAAGAGCCUGAUGGAGAGCAUGAAGAACCCGUUCCUCGUUGGUGAGUGGGAGAUUUUGGCCUGGCGAGAGAGUACGGGUCCCCGCUGCGGCACUACACACCUGUGGUGGUCACAUUGUGGUACCGCGCCCCAGAACUGUUGCUGGGAUGUAAGGAAUACUCAACCCAUGUGGACAUGUGGUCUGUGGGCUGCAUCUUUGCCGAGCUCCUGCUGAUGAAAGCCUUGUGGCCGGGCAAGUCGGAGAUUGACCAGCUCAACCGCAUCUUCAAGGACCUGGGCACCCCUACAGAGACAAUCUGGCCAGGUAUGUCGGAGCUGCCCGGCUGUAAGAAGGUCACGUUCAACAAUCACGUGUACAACGUGGUGCGGAACAGAUUCGGAUCCUACUUCACUGACCUGGGCUUUGACCUCAUGAACAAACUUUUCACGUACGACCCGUCCAAGCGUAUCACCGCGGAGGGAGGGCUGGAGCACGAGUACUUCUCCGAGUCUCCCCUGCCCGUAGACCCGUCCUUUUUCCCCACCUGGCCAGCUCGCAGCGAGGAGGGCAGGAAACACGCCAGCUCGCCCAAACCGCCCUCGGGGGGCAAGGCCUAUCAGAAACUUAUGGAUGAUGAGGAGACAUUUGCUGCCGGAGGAUUCCACAUGCCUUCUGCCGCUAAGGGAGCCUCUGCUCAAGGAAUGGGCUUUUCUCUGAAGUUUUGAAUGCUGGGUGCCUGAUUGACACAGUCUGGUGAGAGUGUGUCGGAGUGGACUGACAAUCUGAUGGAAGUGUGUAGAGACGGACUGAUGGAAGUGUGUUGGAAGUGGACUGACAGUCUGCUGGAAGUGUGUUCGGGUGAACUGGUAUGUGAUGGAAGCGUGCUGGGGUCAACUCAGAAAGUCCGCCAUUGUUUACAAAAGGACUCCUCCAACCAAGAGGAGUUAUUCUAGAAUGUAAUAGAAACAAUUUUCGAUGGAUUAGGCCUCUAGAAAACGCUGUCGCAAUAGCCCCGGGGCCAGUUUGUUUACAUGGCAGUAUGGUGACAGAAUGCGACCCAAAGGAGUUUGCGGCGAAGCAGUGAAGGGGUUGAUCUGUGCUGCUAGCUCGUGGUGCAUGGGAUGGGAGAGUGAAAAAGAGACAGUUGGAUGGACAGACAGGUAGACGGACAUGGAGAGAGAGAGAGAGAGAGAAAGAAGGGGGAGGAGAGAGAGGGCAUUUACUGUCGAAAUUGUCUGAGACGACCACCCAUUGUGUCGAGGAGAAAGUGGACCAUCCUUGCACUGUGUCAUUAUAUAAUGUAAACAAUACGCAAGGGGGGGAAUGGGAAGUUGCCGAUUUUUUUAACAGGUGAUGGCCUUAGUCUUGUAGAGGUGGCUGUCAGAGCAGAUUCAACCGUAUUUGCUUUCAAUAUAUAUAUAUAUAUAUAUCAGUUUUGUCUCGUGUCAGCUUCAGAAACAAAGGCAUUGAGUGAGCACAAAUACUUGACCGCUGUAUUUAUUUGACGUGUCUUGCAAGUUGACGAAAUCUAUAAACCUUAUGUCCCUGAUAUUGAUCCUGAACAUCUGCUCUCAAUAGUGCUUUUUGUCAUCAUGAGUUUUGUUUUGUUUUUUUAAUCCAUAAUGUUGAAGUAAUCAUAUUAUCAUUAUAAAAUGUUCAUUCCUUGAAAUGUUUGGUAAAGACAUUAAAAAAUAACUUGUCUUGGAGACACUAUGUGUUUUCUUUUCUCGUGAUGCAAGUCUCAUCUUGACUGUUUGUGUGACAUCGUGAUAAAAUCGGGCGCUCGUCAAAAUAAGGAAAUCGAAGAAACCAA